GAAAACGUCCGCGUUAACAGGCAGCUUUUGAAAACGCGCUUCAUUUGCGUCACGGCUCGGUUGUUCGUUUGCUCUCCAGCGACUGGCCUCAUACUGAUAACGCAUGACGUGGGACAAAGGUGACAAGACAUCAUGAUCGGAUAAUUUUAUUUGGUCCAGCGAAUAAAACGGUGGCACCGAAGGGCGAGUGGUGUAAUACUAAAUACGUGAAAGUUAUUCUCUUCAAUACAUUUGAACGUAUUUUAACACAUGCGGUCAAUCUGUCGUAAAACGUGCAUUACAGCAUGUCUGAAUUAACUUUUCAAAUGAACAGGAGCGUCUUGUAAACUACAGUAAGCCGGACAAAUUAGUGGUGUGUUUAUUUUUCUUUACAGCUGGAUCUCUGCUCGUUUCCACCCAUACUUUUGUGUAUUUGGUUUUUUUUGUGUUUUGUCAUCAGUCAUGGUCCAAUCACCUCUUACUGUUUGCUAAAUACAAGGGCACCCCCUCAUUUAUUACCUACCCUCACACAGGUGUAGAGCUCAGUCCAGUCUGGAGAUGACGGCACGAGCUCCGCGCCUCUGCCUCCUCGCUCUCCUGCUGCUAAGAUGCGUCACCCCGCUGGCGAUCCCGCAGGACGGUUUGGGCGCGACGAAAAUGGCCAGGCAGAAGCUGGAUCGUCUCUUCUAUCUUAAGGAUAUCCCCAGACCAGCGGUGGCUCCUCAGAAGAAGGCUCCUCAGUUCAUGCUGGAUCUUUUUAACGUGGUUUCUGUCACGGAUGGGACCCCGAAAAGCCAGACGGACAUUCUGGAAGGAAACACGGUGCGGAGUUUCAGCGAUAAAGGACAACCUGGAGAGAGUUUUCACUUCUUCAACUUGUCAUCUUUCGGCAGAGAUGAGAGAAUGAUCAAAGCGCAGUUCCGCUGGUUCCGAAAGAAAAGGAAGUUUUAUCCCGGAAGCUUUCACACGCCUCAUUUCUACAAAGUGGCUCUGUAUGAGGUGCUGGAGAACCUUGUGAAGCCAUGGCGAGGAAAUCUCAUCACCUCCAGAUUGGUUCCACUAUACACACAAGGAUGGGAAGUCUUCAAUGUCACUCAAAUAGUAUCCAAGUGGAUCCAGAACAGUCAGGAGGACAACGGCAUCCUGGUGGUGACUACACUUCCUGCCGGUAACUGGAUGGAGUCGGUGUUGCAUUCAUCUAAACAGAAUGUAGAGCUGACAGACACAAGCGCCUACCUGGUCAUAUUCUCACACGACAAACAGACAGGAGCAUCAAACCAGUCAUACUUUGGACAAGCCCAACCUGAACCGGCUGCCCCCGAGCACCGCAGCAGAAGGCCUCGUGCAUCUUCCAGUGUCAUGCCCCUCGACAGCUCCCAGCACUGCCAGCGCAUUUCUCUGUUUGUUGACUUCGAGGAGAUCGGCUGGUCAGGCUGGAUCAUCUCUCCCCGUGGAUACAAUGCCUAUCACUGUACGGGCUCCUGUCCGUUCCCGCUGGGGGUAGGCAUCAGGGCGACCAACCACGCCACAGUGCGUUCUAUCAUGCACGCACUCAAGGUUACUAGCGAUGAGGUGGAAGCGCCCUGCUGCGUGCCGGACACGCUCCAGUCUAUGAGUCUGUUGUAUUUUGACGAUGAGGAGAAUGUGGUUUUAAAGCAGUAUGACGACAUGAUGGCGUUAAGCUGUGGUUGUCAUUAGCUGCCUGUGAGUCUCCUGGAUUCUUUAACACUGGUCAACACAUGGGCAUGAAACAGUGAGGGUUAAGUUCCUGUGUUUUUGAUGGUAUUCACUGAGGUACUGAAAGAGCUAUUUCAUAGCUACUCGUCGCUAAUCCUUUGACGAUGCAAGUCCAAUGGCCUGUUGUUGUUCUCCAUUUUUUUUAAAAUAUUGUUUAUAUAGUUUAUAUUGUGGCCCAAAGGCCCACUUCAGGUUCUUCUUCUGGAGUGUAAUUUGAAUGUUUCUGUGACACUGAUAUGUCCAUGGUGCUGAGCCAGCCCAUGUGGUCCGUCCUACAAAAUCAUUACUUUUUAUUUGGAAUUAAAUUUUUAUUGUCUCUCAGCGGACUGUGGUAGCUGCCACUAAAAUGCUCAAAAAUUACAAUUAAAGGUGAUGUUUUCAAGUAUUCAUUGUUUUAGUUCAGGAGCACAUCAAAUUAAAACUAUUUUUACAUUUAAGCAAAGAACUACUCCAACAUUUUAAAGUAACUUAAUUUUUUAAUUGGCUAUUUAAAAAAACACAUUUGGAUAAACUGAUUGAAAAUGAUUUCCAGGGACUAUUAUUUAUUAAGUACCACAUAUCAAUGUUUUACAAGGGGAUUUGGACUGAGUAAUGAGUCAGUGUCAAAAGUUUUUUAUAUAUAUAUAUAUAUCUCUUUUAAAAACACAAAUACAAAAAUUUAAAAAGUGUGAUGUACAAAAAAAGCUCUGGAUGUUGAUUUCAAGGCCAAAAAAAAAGUAAUAUGCAAGUUGUUACAACCUGAUUCUGUAAUGUAAGAAACAAUGUUACAUGUUUGUGUUUUAUUAAAAGCAGGGGGGCUAUGCUGAAUGAACUGGGGGGAAUUAAAAGACCCUGCAUUGUGUUUUCAAGUUCUUAUGGUAUUAUAUUAUAUUAGAGCACAUAGGAAAGAAAAGAAGCACAUCAGUGCCCAGAAACAUUCUUGCUAUUGUUCGGUGUCUUAGCAUAAAUUGGUCAGCAGGUAUGUAGGACAGAGGUGAAGCUGGAAGCUGCUAAUGUGCUUAAAAAGAAUACAAACUAAUAUUUGAUGCUGUAUUUAAUAAAACAGUUUUAAAGACAACUGCAGUGGUUUUAAAUAAAAAUUAUUUAAAUUUGCUUUUUGUAAAUUCCAGUGUUUUAGAAACAGUCUACUUAAACUGUCAACAUAAAAACACUUGAUUGCACUGUAUCUCCAUACAUUUGUGUAUUGUGUUAAAGGGAGUCUACAGAAGCUUGUUUCUGCCACUGGAAUAAAAAAAAAUGUCAUGCGUAACCUGUAAAUGUUGAGCUAGGUAUCUCGAGAUUUUGAGUAUAUAAGUUGAAAUUUUGAGAAAAUAACUCAAAAUUCCGAGUUUGCUCUGCCAAUCAGAAAACUCUGUAAACGAUGUCACCUGCUUCUGGGUGACAAGGAAAUGACUUCAAAUCCUUCAAAGAUCUUCCCAAGUGGCAGAGGCAACUC
Molecule: messenger RNA, 3151 nt
Organism: Haplochromis burtoni (Burton's mouthbrooder)
Lineage: Eukaryota; Metazoa; Chordata; Actinopteri; Cichliformes; Cichlidae
Product: bone morphogenetic protein 2-A
Exons: 5
Coding region: 538-1677 (379 amino acids)
Biological process (GO): SMAD protein signal transduction
Cellular component (GO): extracellular region
Molecular function (GO): growth factor activity; cytokine activity
Source: RefSeq, a predicted model, not a curated record